CACUCAUCACAUCAGCGAUGCGCGUCGCGUCGAGUCGGCGGUCCGUUCGUUGUGUGCGCAGCCCGUUAAGCGUCGGUGUCCGGACCCAGCCGUUCGUCCAUGAGAAGCGCGGCAGCGGCGCUGUUAGCGUGUGUCUUCGCGGCGCUGCUUCACUGGCUCGGCUGGACCGACAGAACUGCGCUCCUGUUGGGCUUCGGCUCUGCAGACAACCAGAAGGCAGUGCAUGAGGUGUUGGUGGGUGUUUUGUCCGCGCGGCAUCAUCAUGAGCUCCGGCAGGCCAUAAGAGACACAUGGCUGGGGUACCUUAAACACCACCCUCACUUCCAGAAACGGGUGAUGGUGAAAUUCAUCAUUGGUGAGCAUGGCUGUUCUGUGCCGGAGGAAGAUCGUGAAGACCCGUAUUCCUGCUCGCUGCUGAACCUCACAGAGACAGCUGCUGGGCAGGAGAUGGCUAUCUUGAGUGUUCCUGACACGUCUGCACUGCAGCCGUCCGAUGUCUCUGCCGUCAGUCUGGACUUCAGGGUCCUUCACUCGGUGGUCAUCACUCAGCUGGGCGUCUUUCCCAACGGACCGCGAGACGACUUCAGGGGCAACGUCACCGUCCGGCUCUUCCAGGUGGACCAAGAGGAGCCGGUGGUCACCGCUCGCUUCAGCGCACUGAGUCCAGGCACACGUGUGGGUGGGAUGUUUUACAAACCUGUCGAGCAGUUCAUUCUUCCCAAGGGUUUUGAGGGAACUCUUCUGUGGGAGGCUCAGGAUUCGACGGGCCUGAUGUCUGUCAACACGUCUGCGGUCCACCUGAGUAACGGAGGAGGGGUGCUCAAGUUUGGAUCUAUAGAGGAGGGAACGUUGCCUCACAGGAGCGCUUUGGGCUUCCCGGGCUUAGCUGGAGGAUUCACUUUUUCAGUGUACGGUACGAUGAGAUCACGUAUCGCAUCAGAGAAGAGCUUUGAUCUCAUUAUUUGGCCGUUGUUGAUCAGUUUCAGGCAGAACUGGGCCGUGGAUCGUGUGGGGAAAUGGCAGGAGCUGGAGUACGCGAGUCCAGCGUAUCCGGCCUUCGCCUGUGGAUCUGGAUACGUGGUGUCCAGGGAUCUGGUGCAGUGGCUAGCCUGCAACGCUCAACAUCUCAAAGCUUACCAGGGAGAGGAUGUGAGCAUGGGCAUCUGGAUGGCUGCCGUCGGACCUCACAAAUAUCAGGUGAAAAAGACAUUCAUUUUCAGCUGCACACCUUCAGAAACCAGCUACUCGUUAAUCAAUAUAAUCAAAGGCUACCUGUUUAAUAUUUAA
Molecule: messenger RNA, 1287 nt
Organism: Sinocyclocheilus rhinocerous
Lineage: Eukaryota; Metazoa; Chordata; Actinopteri; Cypriniformes; Cyprinidae
Product: UDP-GalNAc:beta-1,3-N-acetylgalactosaminyltransferase 2-like
Exons: 9
Coding region: 100-1287 (395 amino acids)
Biological process (GO): protein O-linked glycosylation
Cellular component (GO): Golgi membrane
Molecular function (GO): UDP-glycosyltransferase activity; hexosyltransferase activity
Source: RefSeq, a predicted model, not a curated record